Castor canadensis (American beaver) is the source of this 2931-nucleotide messenger RNA. The record is from RefSeq and is a predicted model, not a curated record. Lineage: Eukaryota; Metazoa; Chordata; Mammalia; Rodentia; Castoridae.
AUGGGGGCGGGGGGAGGAAGGCUUGUAGGGGAAGCAACUAAGAAGGAGACAGCCAAGAGCAAGGCUGUGGGUACCUACAGCUUUCACUUUGUCCUCCUCACCCCCAAGAUCCGGAGGGAGGGAGCUGCUUCCCUGUUCAUCAAAGCUGCCAGUCAGUCCUUUGGUUUCAUUACUGAAGCAAUAGAGAACCUGGAUUUUUUAUUUCUAUUAAAGGCAAUUGAGGACUUUUAUAAAGGUGAAGAUGGGGAAAGUCUGGAAAUCCUCUGUCCAGUUGAAGAUCAAGCCUGUGUAGCUAAAUUUGAAGAUGGAGUUUGGUACCGAGCCAAAGUCACUGGAUUGCCUGGACAUCGGGAAGUUGAAGUUAAAUAUGUGGACUUUGGAAACACUGCAAAAAUAACACUUAAAGAAAUGCGUAAAAUAAAGGAUGAGUUUUUGAGUCCCCCAGAGAAGGCGAUUAAAUGUAAGCUGGCAUAUAUUGAACCAUGUGAAGGAACAAUGCAGUGGUCCAAAAAAGCUAAAGAAAAAUUUGAAGAAAAGACUCAAGAUAAAUUUAUGACAUGUUCAGUUAUUAAAACUCUGGAAGACAAUGUACUGUUGGUAGAGCUUUUCAAUUCUCAUGGCAGUCCUGGAAUGACUCCUACUAGUAUUAAUGACCAGCUUGUCAAAGAAGGCCUAGCAGCUUAUGAAGUAGGAUACACCCUCAAAGAUAAUUCUAAAAAACAUGUUGAAGUAUGGGACCCUUCUCCAGAAGAAAUUAUUUCUGAUGAAGCAAACAACCUGAGUCCUGUGUCUGUAAAAUCUCUACCUAAUGAGAAUUUCCAGUCAUUUUAUAAUAAGGAGCUGCCUGUGCAUAUCUGUAAUGUAGUAUCUCCUGAAAAGAUUUAUGUUCAAUGGUUAUUAACAGAAAACUUACUUAAUAGCUUAGAAGAAAAGAUGAUAGCUGCUUAUGAAAACUCACAGUGGGAACCUAUUAAAUGGGAAAAUGACAUGCACUGUGCUGUUAAGGUCCCAGAUAAAAAUCAGUGGCGGAGAGGCCAGAUCGUCAAAAUGGUUACAGACACAUUGGUAGAGGUCUUGCUGUAUGAUGUGGGUGUUGAACUAGUAGUGAAUAUUAACUGUUUAAGAGAACUUCGAGAAAAUCUAAAGACAAUGGGAAGAUUAUCUUUGGAAUGCUCUCUUGUUGAUAUAAGACCAACUGGUGGGAGUGACAAGUGGACAGCAACAGCUUGUGACUGUCUUUCAUUAUACCUCACUGGAGCCAUAGCAACUAUAAUCUUACAGGAAAACAACACAACAUGGCCAUUACCCGUGAAAAUCUUCUGCAGAGACGAAAAAGGAGACCGUGUUGAUGUUUCUAAUUAUUUGAUUAAAAAAGGUUUGGCUUUGAGAGAAAGAAGGUUUAAUAAAUCAGAUAGUAGCCAUUUAUCAGAGAAGUGUCUGGAGCAAGGAGAUUCAACCAUUACUGAGGGUAUUAAAAUUCACCCUGCCCCUGACAGAAAGGCUACUGAUAAAGUCAGUGAACACAAAAUGUCUGGAUUGAAGGAGAGAACUUCAGAAACGAGGACCACUGGGUGCUAUAAGCCACCAGUUAUUCCUAAUAUGAAAGUAUUUGAGGCAAUAGUCAGCUGCAUUGGUGACGAUGGAACUAUAUUUGUAGUACCUAAAUUAUCAGAAUUUAAGCUAGUGAAAAUGAUGAAUGAAAUUCAAACUAAUUUAAAAUGCCUUGGUCUUCUGGAGCCUUAUUUCUGGAAAAAGGGAGAACCCUGUGCAGUCAGAGGAUCUGAUACCAUGUGGUAUCGAGGCAAAGUAAUGGAAGUUCUAGGUGGCACAAUCAGGGUACAAUAUUUAGAUCAUGGAUUCACUGAGAAGAUUCCACAGUGUCAUCUUUACCCUAUCUUGCUGUAUCCUGAUAUUCCCCAGUUUUGUAUUCCUUGUCAGCUCUAUCAUACUGUACCGGCUGGGAAGGUCUGGCAGCCAGACGCAAUAGAGCUGCUUCAGGAGCUGCUUCCAAAGAGAGAGGUGGAUGUUCACAUCAUGGAGUUGCCUAAAAAUCCUUGGGAGAAGUUGUCUAUUCAUCUCUAUUUUGAUGGAAUGUUGCUUUCUCAUUUUAUGGCACAUCAUAAAUAUUGUACUUUUGAACAUUCUGAGGAGAUAUUUAAAGAAAAACCAACAGAUUACAAUAAAAAGUAUGAAGAGGAAAAAUGGGAAAUAAGAUUUGAGGAAUUGCUUUUGUCUGAAACAGAGACUUCUGUUUUACCACCAUACUUGUCUUCAUUUCUGCCUCCCCCAGAAGAACUGUACGCCGUUCAAGUGAAGCAUGUUGUCUCACCCAAUGAAAUGUACAUUUGCCUUGAUGCUGUAGAAAAUUAUAAUCAACUGAAUCAUCACAGUGACACAGAUGACAGUGGAGUCAGCUGGGAAUUGGAAUCGGAGAGCCUUGAGGAAGCACUGCAGAGAUGUAAUAAGAAUGUUGAGUUGUUUCCUCCUCUGACAGAUUUUAGAACAGAAAUGCCUUGUCUUGCAGAAUAUGCUGAUGGCCUGUGGUAUAGAGCAAAGAUUGUUUCCAUUAAAGAAUUUAAUCCUUUAUGUGUUCUGGUACAGUUUGUUGACUAUGGAUCAACUGAAAAGCUUGCAGUAAACAGACUGCGUCAAAUUCCUCUUCAUCUUAUGCAGUAUCCAGCACGAGCCAUAAAGGUUCUCUUAGCAGGGUUUAAGCCUCCCUUAAAGGACUCAGGAAAGACAAGAAUACCGUAUUGUCCCAAGUGGAGCAUGGAGGCAUUGUGGACUAUGAUAGACUGUCUCCAAGGAAAACAACUUUAUGCUUCUUCCAUGGCUCAGGCACCAGAACAAAUAGUGACAUUAUAUGAAGAUGAACAGUACCCAGUUCAUAUGUCCUUAGUAGAAAUGGGGCUUGCAGACAAAGAUGAAUGA